Messenger RNA from Suillus discolor, 1317 nucleotides. RefSeq lists its product as uncharacterized. The record is from RefSeq and is a predicted model, not a curated record. Lineage: Eukaryota; Fungi; Basidiomycota; Agaricomycetes; Boletales; Suillaceae. The transcript has 14 exons. Bases 233 to 1162 code for a protein of 309 amino acids.
UUUCAAAUCUCCAACGGCGAAGCAGCCGGCCACAACGCACAAUCGCCUAUCAUACAAUUGCGCCCAUGCAUAUGUUUUUGACAGAAGUCAGGAUUUGACAUGCCAUUGGCUUCUAACCCCACAGCUUUACUGCGGUCGCAAAUUUGACAAUGAGGCCGCAUGGGCCCUGUCACUGAAUGGUGGUAUAUCUGCAGCCUGAGGCCUGAGGAACGUCAGGUUCCCCAGUCCCAACAUGACCCAUGUCUCAAAUGAUCCUGCCUGGUGGCCGUACAUCAAGUGGUGUUAUAUAUUGAAUUAUUUUAUAGUUGCAUCAUCUACUGCAGUAGUAUACGACUGGGUAUUGACAUUUGCACAAGAGUUCGAAUUGGUCUGGAGGCGACGCUGGUCCUUCGUGACUGUUCUCUACGUUUGUGUGCGCUGCAUCGGAAUACUAUAUUCUAUCGUCUACAUAGUUGGGAAUCUCCCAUUCUCGAUUACAGAUGUAGUGGGCAAUAUCUUUUACUUCAUGCAGGUAUGGAUACCUGUCGUCGUCAAUGCCAUGCUGGGCGUCAUCAUGAUGACUCGAAUACAUGCUAUGUAUCAGGGAUCCAAGAUCAUGCUCGUCUUCCUCGGUGCAGUCUUAUUGACAUGCACGAUCGCUACCGUGGUUAUGACAGGAAUAGGAAAUAUCAAAGCUUCAGCGGUGGAUGUUGUCCUUUCUGGCAACCGUAUGUGCCUGAGCCUCGGUGUCGCUGACACACUGAAUCGGGAGAUCUUCAUACCCACCCUUCUAUGGGAGGUUAUUGCCUUGUUUCUUGCUGUCAGGAUUUUUAUCAAACAUAUCCGUGAACUGCAAAAAUCAAGGACAGAAUCGACCAUCGGAGACUGUUUCACGGUGUUGAUAAGAAGUCAUGUGCCAUACUUCGUAGGCUUUGUUGCUGUGACUUGCUUCAACAUCGGCACACUAUCCCCCGCUUUGGACCCAAUUACUGUGGGAUCUGGUGUUUAUUACGGCGUUUUCCAAAUCGCCCAGUUCGUGCAGAUGUUUGUGCUGGGACCACGUCUCGUCCUGAGCAUUCGAGAUUAUCACGCUAAGCUGGUAGCCGAUUGUGAUGAAGGAAGUGCCAUGCCUACGAUUGCUUUCCAGGAGCGCGGACACGUGUCAACCAGCGGUAGUGAGUAGCAUGGGAAAUGUGCAGGGAGUAAGAGUUUGGAGGAUCAUCAAUUUAGGCAGACCAAUGUCAAAUUGCAUCAGAACUGGAACUAGUGAUCCAACUAUAUAUGCACGGUUGUAUUUCAUGUUUCGCAAUAGAUGUAGAGCUGCAGGUUCAUUUUAAA